Messenger RNA from Manihot esculenta (cassava), 1298 nucleotides. RefSeq names its product tetraspanin-6. Gene Ontology annotation, cellular component: plasma membrane; plasmodesma. Gene Ontology annotation, biological process: auxin-activated signaling pathway. The record is from RefSeq and is a predicted model, not a curated record. The transcript is spliced from 3 exons. The coding region runs from base 138 to 986 and encodes 282 amino acids. NCBI's taxonomy places the organism in Eukaryota, Viridiplantae, Streptophyta, Magnoliopsida, Malpighiales, Euphorbiaceae.
AAUAAUAAAGCAAACCAUUGCCACACAUUAAAAGAGAUCAAAAGCUGAAUAAAACACACCAUAACAAGAAAAAGAAGCUCUCUGCAGAGACAAAUACAAAAGGAGACAGUCUAAAAACAAGUACUUAGAUCAAAGAAAUGUAUAGAUUCAGCAACACAGUCAUAGGUUUCUUGAAUCUCUUCACUCUCUUAGCUUCAAUCCCCAUCAUUGGUGGAGGCUUAUGGAUGGCAAGAAGCAGCACAACCUGCGAAAGCUUCCUUCAGACACCACUUCUUGUGGUGGGUUUUGUUGUUCUGAUAAUUUCACUGGCUGGGUUCAUUGGAGCUUGCUUCCACGUUGCAUGGGCACUUUGGGUCUACCUUGUGAUCAUGCUCUUCAUUAUUGCAACCUUAAUGGGUUUGACAAUUUUUGGGUUCGUUGUGACGAGCCAAGGUGGCGGUGUCGAGGUUCCUGGUAGGGUUUAUAAAGAGUAUAGACUUCAAGAUUAUUCACCAUGGUUGAGAGAUAGGGUUAAGGAUCCUGAGUAUUGGAGAACCAUUAGAAGCUGCAUAUUGGGUUCAAAGACUUGUGCUAAGCUUGCCUCUUGGACUCCUCUUGAUUAUUCUGAGAGAGACAUGUCUCCCAUCCAGUCUGGGUGUUGCAAGCCACCAACUUCAUGCAACUACAACAUGGAAACACUAGUGCCACAAGAGGCAGAUUGCUAUAGAUGGAACAAUUCCCCAACGUUACUGUGUUAUGAGUGUGAAUCUUGCAAAGCAGGAGUGCUUGAAGAUGUGAGAAGAGAUUGGCACAAGCUCUCUGUUCUUAAUAUUGUGAUGCUUGUGCUUCUCAUUGGGAUCUAUUCAAUUGGAUGUUGUGCUUUCAGAAAUACAAGAAGAGCUGAAACUGAUUACCCUUAUGGAGAAAACAGGAUGAGCAAAGUCAGACCCAGAUGGGAUUAUUAUUGGUGGAGAUGGUGGCACGACAAGAGAGACCUACUUUAUUAACACAAACAAAAAGUUGUAAUGGUUGUCUUAAAAAUUUCAGUGGGUUUUGUUUGCUGUUGCCUUAAACACGAGAGAAUUCAGUUGUUUUGCAGUGAAAACUGGUGGCCGUCUUGGAAAUUUCAAUCUCACCCACUUUCUUUUUACACAGUCUUUCUCUUUGUCUGCUUUUUCUUUUCUUUUCUUUUCUUUUCUUUUCUUUUCUUUGUACAAAUAGGGAUAUGCUUUCUUUUUAAUUUUAAAAAAAUUGUAUAUCCCAUACUCAUUUUCUUUCUCCUUCUGCCUUUUAAUGCUACUUCAUCUUCUUUUUGUCUA